AUGGCUACAUGGUUCCAAAAGGAGAUUGUGCUGACGGCACCCAGCCGCGGCUUUCACUUGGUGACACGCGACGUUGAAAAGCAGCUACCCGAAAUGACUCGACUAAAAGUUGGUCUAGCCAAUUUGUUUAUCAAACAUACGUCUGCAUCGCUUAGUAUUAACGAAAACUGCGAUCCGGAUGUCCGGACCGAUAUGGAGAACGCGUUCAAUCGCAUUGUACCGGAAUCCUGGAAUAAAGAAUUUUUUCGCCACACGGAUGAAGGUGACGAUGACAUGCCGGGACAUAUCAAGUCGACGUUAAUCGGUGCGUCGGUGAAUAUUCCAAUCACUGAUGGUAAAUUUAACCUUGGUACAUGGCAAGGCAUCUACUUGUGUGAGCACCGUAACGUGGGUGGUUAUGGCUCUGGCCACCAGCGCAAGGUUGUCGUCACUAUCCAAGGGUCUGCAGCAUAA
Molecule: messenger RNA, 453 nt
Organism: Peronospora farinosa
Lineage: Eukaryota; Oomycota; Peronosporomycetes; Peronosporales; Peronosporaceae
Source: the annotation of a GenBank genome assembly